AUGGCGGAGAGCCCGGGGGGAUCUGAAGCUCCGCCGCCGGAGGGGAGCGACGUCCCGCGGGAAGGAGACGAUAAGGAAACAGCGGCGGGGGAGCUGCAGCCCGGGGCGUCCCUAAACGGGGCGCCCCAAGAUGGGGCAGCGGAGUCCCAGGACGAGUCCCUAGCCAGUGAGGUGCCGAGGCAGAGUGGGGAGGCGGUGGCUGGGAAGGAGCUGGUGGUGGUGCCUCCCGGGGACAGCGGCGGGACAGGGAGCGGCUCUUCCGAAGGGGCGGUGGAGACCCCGGGCGGGCCGGGUGUGGGGCAGCAGGCUCUGACGGGGGCUGAGCAGCGAGACUUCGACGGGGGCGACCUGGGGGGCGAGGGUCUGCCAGGAAGGCAGCUGGUGGCCACGGGCAUAGACGCUCCCCAAGGCUCCGCGCCGGAGAAGGCAGACUCCGAGGAUGCGGCUGUGGCCCCGUCGGGGACGGAGCCCAACGAGGCAGCCCCGGAAGGAGGAGACCCCGAGGAGGCAGUCCCGGCGGGGACAGACGCCGCAUGUGUGGCCAUGGCCCCGACGGGAACGGAGUCUGGAGAGACGGAGGUGGCUCCGGUAGGGCCAGACCCCGAUAAGGCGGUGAGGGGGCCAGCCUCGACCGAAACAGACCGCGAGGAUGCGGUGAGGACAGAUCCUGAGGAGGCUGUAGUGACAGUCCCGGGAGUGACAGACGCUGGAGAGGCGGCGAGGACAGUCCCGGCGGAGACAGACCCUGAGGAGGCAGCGAAGAUAGACCCUGAGGCGGCUGUGGCGGCAGUUCCGGGACGGACAGACCCCGAAGAAGCAGCGAGGACAAUCCCGGAGGAGACAGAACCCGAAGAGGCGGCGAGGACAGACCCCGAGGAGGCUGUGGGGACAAUCCUUGGAGGAACAGACCCCGAAGAGGCGGCGAGGACAGACCUCGAGGAGGCUGUGGGGACAGUCCUUGGAGGAACAGACCCCGAAGAGGCCGCGAGGCCAGACCACGAAGAGGCGGCGGUGGCAAUCCCGGGGGAAAUAGAGCUCGAAGGGACGGCGGAGCCAAGCACUGAGGUGAUGAUGAGGAAGGAAGUCCCGCCGGGGACAGACCCCGAAGAGGUGGGGGAGGAAGCCCUGUCGGGAGCAAGCCCCGAAGAGGCGCUAAGCCAGGCAGUCCCGGAGGCGACAGACCCCGAGGAGGCGGAAGCGACAGUUUCGGCGGGGACAGUCCCCGAAGAUGCCGUGUGGGAGGCAGCAUCGGCGGCGGCCCCGGCGGGGAGCGGGGAGGCUCCCGAGAACCGCGGGGAGGUAGAGGUAGCGUUGCUGCCCGGAGGGGAGUCCGACGGCGGGCGGCGGUCGCCGGCCGGCCCCGAUGGCGAGGACGGAGCAGAGGCGCCGGGGACGGAGCAGGGAGCAGCUGUCCCGGCUGUGGCAGAAACGGGGAGCGCGGCCCUGGGAGCAGGGGAAGGCGGCGCGGCGGAUCAGCACGACGGGUCCCUGGGCCCCAAGGAAGGCGAGUGGGACGCCGCAGGUCGGAGCCUGAACGGUGUGCAGGGCCGGGUGGAGGACGAGGAAGACGAGACUGGCUCUCCCGCUGCUCUGGAGGAGGAAGAGGAGGAUGAGAAGCAGGAACAUGACAUCUCCCUCUUCGUCAAGGCUGGCAGUGACGGGGAAAGCAUUGGAAAUUGCCCGUUCUCACAGCGCCUCUUUAUGAUUCUGUGGCUGAAAGGUGUCAUAUUUAACGUCACAACCGUGGAUUUGAAAAGAAAGCCUGCUGACCUGCAGAACCUUGCCCCAGGAACAAACCCCCCCUUCAUGACAUUUGAUGGUGAAGUGAAAACCGAUGUCAAUAAGAUUGAGGAGUUCUUGGAAGAGAAGCUAGCACCACCCCGGUAUCCCAAACUUGCACCAAACCACCCUGAGUCUAACUCUGCAGGAAACGAUGUGUUUGCAAAAUUCUCUGCAUUCAUAAAGAACCCAAGAAAAGAUGCUAAUGAAAAUUUGGAAAAAUCUUUGCUUAAAGCCCUGAGGAAGCUGGACAACUAUUUAAAUAGCCCCUUGCCUGAUGAAAUUGAUGCUUACAGCACUGAGGAGAUCACUGUUUCCAGCCGGAAAUUCCUGGAUGGAGAUGAGCUCACCUUAGCGGAUUGCAACCUCCUACCAAAGCUCCAUAUAAUCAAGGUUGUUGCAAAAAAGUACAGGAAUUUUGAUUUUCCACCUGAAAUGACAGGAAUUUCAAGAUACUUGAACAAUGCCUAUGCAAGAGAUGAAUUUACAAACACUUGCCCUGCUGAUCAAGAAAUUGAGUAUGCAUAUUUGGAUGUUGCAAAGAGAAUGAAGUAA
Indicator indicator is the source of this 2334-nucleotide messenger RNA. RefSeq names its product chloride intracellular channel 6 (gene CLIC6). The record is from RefSeq and is a predicted model, not a curated record. Lineage: Eukaryota; Metazoa; Chordata; Aves; Piciformes; Indicatoridae. The coding region runs from base 1 to 2334 and encodes 777 amino acids. The transcript has 6 exons.